Molecule: messenger RNA, 1256 nt
Organism: Cotesia glomerata
Lineage: Eukaryota; Metazoa; Arthropoda; Insecta; Hymenoptera; Braconidae
Exons: 3
Coding region: 258-1190 (310 amino acids)
Source: RefSeq, a predicted model, not a curated record
AAGAAUCUUCUAUAAUUUUGUCAAUAAUUCGAUCUCAUAACAGAUGGAUACUUUUAUCAAAGAGUAAACGUCAGAAAAAAUCUCCAACACAAAAGAAGAAAGAGUCAAUUUUUUGUAAUGAUUUGAAAAAAUUGUUUGAUAUUUCCCAUGCUAAUGUUCUCAAUGAAAUUGAUGCUACAAAAAAACAUUUUUUGGAAAGCCAAAGAAAACCAUCUCGACGUGGUUUUAUAAACGAUUUUGGGCCUAUUACUGAAGAUAUGGAAAUUUGUUGUUUAGAUCAGAGUGAAACAAAUGCAAAUAGAGAUGAAAAUGAGGCACUUAUGAAUACUGAGACCCUUCUUCUCAGCCAAAAAUCAAAAUCUACCGUUUCUACCGUUAGUCAAAUUUCUAACAAUAUCUCUGAUUUUGAAGACGAAUUAAAAAAGAAAUCAAAACGAAAAGCACCUCUAAUGAAUAUCAUGACACCGGAACUUGCAGCUGCCCUUGAUCGUGGAAAAGUUAGCAGCAGAAAUGCCGUAUAUAUUUUAGCUGCUACUCUCAAAAGUACUGGCAUUGAUAUGAAAGGCUGUAAAUUGAGUCAUUCGACAAUUCAUCGAGCUCGCAAAAAAUUUCGAAGUGAUAUGGCUGCUAAAUUGAAAGAUGGACUCAAAAACCAGGAUAAUUUUGUGCUACAUUGGGACGGGAAAAUAUUACCUGAUAUAGUUGGUACGGAAAAAGUUGAUAGACUGCCAAUUAUUAUAUCGUCAUCAGGCAGUGAACAACUGUUAGGUGUACCCAAAAUGAAAUCUGGAACUGCUAAAAAUCAGGCUGAUGCUAUUGUGAAAAUUCUAUUCGAUUGGGGUAUUUCUCGUAAAAUAGUAGGACUGUCUUUCGACACGGCGGCUGUUAAUACAGGAAUUCACGGUGGAACUUGUAAACUGAUUGAAGACGAGUUGGAAAAAAAAUUGGUAUAUCUACCAUGCAGACAUCAUAUUUUUGAAAUAGUAUUAAAAAAAUUGUUUGAAAUCUAUUGGCCCGUUUCAUCCGGCCCAAAUGUACCAAUUUUUUUACGGUUUAAAAAUAAGUGGAGUAAUUUCAACACCUCAAAUUAUACCCCAGGAAUUUUGGAUCCAAUCAUACUCAAUGCUCUUGAAGAUGUGAAAGAAGAAACAGUAACGUUUAUCACGAAUCAGUUACAAGUAAGGUUAUAGUUAUAAUAUAUUCAAAUGUUUUUAGAUAUUGUGUGCAAGUUUUAAGCGUAUAUCUUGAAUUAUAUU